Exophiala spinifera is the source of this 831-nucleotide messenger RNA. RefSeq lists its product as uncharacterized. NCBI's taxonomy places the organism in Eukaryota, Fungi, Ascomycota, Eurotiomycetes, Chaetothyriales, Herpotrichiellaceae. The record is from RefSeq and is a predicted model, not a curated record. The transcript has a single exon. Gene Ontology annotation, molecular function: protein binding. Bases 1 to 831 code for a protein of 276 amino acids.
AUGGUGUACGCGAUUGGGACGCUCGAUGGUUACGCGUUUCUGGUGCAGCGGGGCGACACGGGCGUGUUUGAUAUGCACCGCCUGGUGCACUUGGCGACGAGAAUCUGGAUUGGGAGGGAGGGGCGGACAUCCCAGGCGGAGCGGGAAGCCACAGGGCACGUGUCGACGAUCUUCCCGUCGCCGGACUAUCAGAAUCAGCACCAAUGGCGAGAGUACAUGCCACAUGCUCUUCGGCUUCUUCAGGGAGACAACACGGUCGAGCUAGCGAAGAGAUACAAUCUUUGCAACAAGGUCGGGUUAUGUUUUCGGGUCGAUGGUCAGAUCAAGGACGCUGUGAGGUACUUAGAAGAGUCCUGUCAUUGGCGACGAGACCGUCUUCCUCCCGAUGAUGCAUCCCGCCUAGAAUCGCAGUAUACACUGGCCGUGAUAUACUUAGAGAAUGGACAAAUUGAGGAGGCAAUAACACUACUAAAAGAGGUGAUUAAGAUCCAGAAGCAAACACUCAAAGUGGAUCAUCUAGAUCGACUGGCAUCGCAACAUAAUCUGGCCGGGGCAUAUCAAGCGAAUGGACAAUUUGAGGAGGCAGUAACACUACUGAAAGAGGUGAUUAAGAUCAAGGAGCAGACACUCAAGGUAAAUCAUCCAAGUCGACUGAUGUCGCAAGAACAACUGGCUACAGUGUACUGGGAUCUUGGACAGCGUGAAGCAGCGCUUCAGCUGAUGGAGCACGUUGUGGAGGUACGGAAGGAGGUCCUAGCAGAAGAUCAUCCCUAUCGAAAGAAUUCUGAGGAAUGGCUUGAGUAUUUUCGAAAUGAACUAGCUAACAGCUGA